CUGUUUAUUCAUUGAGUGUCGUUGUCUCCUCCUUUCUAUCGCAUUGAUUGAUUGAUCUGUCCGUCGGUCGAGCGCUCAGUCACCCACUCACGUAUCUAUGCAUAUCAGCUUGUUUCGCGUGACUGCACUCACCUCACUCACUCAAUCCACUCGCCAACUCACUCCUGCACACCAACGGUCCUAGCUAGGCAUCUCACGUCCAUCAUCCGUCCAUCCAUCCUACGGUCAGUCAGUCAAAAUCAGCAGCCGGGCCGGGCCGGGCCGGGCAGCUGGCAGUCGGUCGAUCCUCUCUGUGUCAGACAGAUGGAUGGCCCGAAAAAGCAACGGCCCGGGGAAGGGCAGGCCUGCCAUCCAUCUGUCUGUCUGUCUGUCUGUGUUUCUGUCCGUGAAGUGCACCAUCAUCGGUGGGGGAGUCAGUAUCUUGGUCGGAAGAUGGGCACGAUCUCCUCAGUGUGCUCCUUGCGGCCCAUGCUGAUUGAUGACGGACACAUACACACGAGACAGGCAAACAGACAGGGGUGUCUCGUGUGUGUAUGCCGCUCAUCGAGUCAAGUCCCCCGCCCACACCACACAGCCCAGCCCACCCAAUGCAUUGCCCACCUGAUCAUGUCAGCUAUCCACACGAUGUUCCGGAUCUCCUGCUCUCGCAGCUUCACCCACGAGUAGAACACACCUGCACACACACACACAUAGAUGGGAUGGAUACUUCAUGUGACUGCGAUGGCAGUGCCGUGUGUGGUGUGCCAUGUCCGUACCGUAGUGGAACUGUUGUUCGAAGGCGAAUUCACACAGCUCGACCUCCUUCUCGUAGAUGAGGUCCUCGAGCGACUUGAGCUGCUUGAUGUCAGUCACGCCAGAACGCUCCUACAUCACACACACAUCCACACAGCACACCCACAUCCACACACACGACCGAUCGCCAUCCCCCGUCCCUCUCUGCCUGCUGGUCUGGUUCCUUCCUUCGUUCCUACCUUUGAGUAGUAGGGUGCACAGAGGUCGAAGAGUGCUGCGUAUGGCUUGUAUGGCUCGAGUGCGGCCCUGACAGUGGUCUCGUUCCAGGCCUUGCGGAUGCGGUCGGUGCCCUCGGGGUAGAGGUAACCCAAACUCGGAUACAGCAGGUUGCGGUCACCCAACUGACCAUAGUCAUGCACAGAACACACACAUGACACACACACAGGAUGGAUGAAUGGAUGUGUGUGUGUGUGUGUGCGUGCCUGUUGCGAUGAUCCGAGCAUGGUGUUGAGCGAGUUGAGCGUCACAGACAUGACGCGAAAAUCCGAAUUCGUCUGUGUGGAUGCACACAUUGACAUGUUGGCCAUAGCAUAUCGAUGCACGCAUUCAUGCCACACAUCUUCGUUUAUAUGCUGCUCAUCUGUGUGUGUGUGUGUGUGUGCGUGUAAGGAUGUACCUUGAGUAUGUGCCCCAUGACCUCAGCGGUGCUGCCGCCCAGUGUCUCGCAGAAGGCGUUGAAGUCCUCAAGCCACGCCUUCUUCAGCAUGUUCUUCAUCAACUCUAAGCACACAUACACACAUGGACGAGGGAGGGAUUGUCGACCUGUGCGUGUCGCUUUCUCUCUCCCUCUCUCUGUGUGUGUACCUAGGUCCGUUUCGUUGAAUAUGGAUGCCACCUCCUGCAUCGACCGGCUCUCAGAGUCCGCGGGCGUCACCUGCUUCAAAAACGACUCGAAAUACGGCCCUGCACAUGUUGACGAACACACACAUUGGGGUUGUGAGACGCGUGUGUCAUCGGGUGCUGGUGGGUUUGUUUACCGACUGGCGUGUCGAUGAGGAGCGUUUUGUAGAUCUCUUCGUAUCCGCUGGUGAUGUCCAUGCUGGCGAUGGCCUUCAUCUCGGGGAACCAUCCAAGCGGGUCAACGCGACCCAACAAAUCCUGCAGACACAGCAGCACACCACCCAUGGGUGGGCAGGUUGCUUGGUUGCUUGGUGUUCCGCCCUUCUCUCCCGCUCUGUCUGUCGCUGGCUGACCUGCGGGCUCUUCUUGUUGACAGUCCCCUGGAUGAGCCCGACAACAUUGUCAAUCAUCUUCUCCACCCUGUUGAGUCCAGUCCAUCCACACACGCCACACCACAUGACACCAUACGUCCGUCACAUGACAUACGCUCCCCUUUCCCCAUUCCUGUCUGUCUGUACUGUGGCUCUCCACAUACGUGAGGAAGUCGAGGAAUUUGCUGAGAGGGUAGUUGGCCUGCGACCGGAGGUGCCGGAACUCGUUGGCGAGCUUCUCGCGGCACUUUUGGCCGAUGACUGUGCUGGGGAUGGGGCUGGGCUCGUCCUGCAGAAACAUGCCGUAGUCGGUCUCCUCCAACGCCAGCUUCAUGUCUGUUGAUGCAUCACCACACAGGCAGACAGACAGCCCAGCAGACAAACAUUGAGACAGCCAGUCGUCUUAUUGCCCCCGCCCCUUCCUCUUUGUGGUCUGUUUGGUCCUUACCGUCGAUAGACUCGCAUUGUGCCAGCCGGCGGUACUCAUCGGCUGAGAGGAAGCCGCUCCUCAGGCCACGAACAAGGGCCUCCAGGUACCCGUCCUUCACGUUGAAGAAACUCAACUCCAUACUGUCCUCAGAAUCAACGUGAAGGUGAGAAGAGGACCUCGGGAAAACUGCG
Messenger RNA from Vitrella brassicaformis, 2624 nucleotides. NCBI's taxonomy places the organism in Eukaryota, Vitrellaceae. The record is from the annotation of a GenBank genome assembly.